Molecule: messenger RNA, 635 nt
Organism: Scomber scombrus (Atlantic mackerel)
Lineage: Eukaryota; Metazoa; Chordata; Actinopteri; Scombriformes; Scombridae
Gene: timm8b
Product: translocase of inner mitochondrial membrane 8 homolog B (yeast)
Exons: 2
Coding region: 79-348 (89 amino acids)
Source: RefSeq, a predicted model, not a curated record
CAGCGGAACCGAAGGUCACCUCUCCUCGGCGGCUUCACCGUGACUCCAGAGCUUGUUCUCUAACCGUAUUAUAACACAAUGGACAAUUUUGACAGCUUGAACGCGUCGGAGAAAGCCGAGGCUACGGAGCUGCAGCGUAUGAUCGCCAUAGAGCAGCAGAAAGCACAGUUCCAGGCUCAGGUUCACACUUUCACCGACGUCUGCUGGGACAAGUGCGUAGACAGCCCGGGCUCCAAGCUGGACUACCGGACAGAGACGUGCCUGGUGAGCUGCGUGGAGAGAUUCAUCGACACCACUUUGAGCAUCACCAACCGCUUCACCCAGAUGGUGCAGAAGGGCACUCAUUAACGAUGGACUUAUGGAUGCCAGCUGGACUUUAUUAUGAUAUGAAUAAAAAAAAAAGUUUUGUAUUCCUAAAAUGUCUGUGGAACGUAAUGUGAAGAAGAUUUUAUGACUUUAUGAUUUAGGCUUGUGCCCCAUGAGUUAGGGGGCCUACAGGGGCCAAAAAAAUAGUUCAGAAUGGGAAACUUAUACUGUUAUGGUUGUAGCUGCAAAUGGCAGCGAGACGUACCUGUUUGAAUUGAGAAGUCAUGUUGGACAUCAGUAAACUGGCACAGUAUGCUCAUGUUCACCAA